Molecule: messenger RNA, 1403 nt
Organism: Tupaia belangeri chinensis (Chinese tree shrew)
Lineage: Eukaryota; Metazoa; Chordata; Mammalia; Scandentia; Tupaiidae
Gene: RDH11
Product: retinol dehydrogenase 11
Exons: 7
Coding region: 88-1038 (316 amino acids)
Source: RefSeq, a predicted model, not a curated record
UUGCGCUGGGGCGUGUCCAGGAGGAGAAGCCAUAGUCCGCCAGCACCGCUGGGGCAUCUGUGUGCGCCGCAGCUGCUGCCCGCGGAGAUGGUGGGGCUCCUGCUCCUGCUGCUCCUCCUCCCCUUCCUCCUGUACCUGGCUGCACCCCAAAUCAGGAAACUUCUGUCCAGUGGGGUGUGUACAUCAACUGUCCAGCUUCCUGGGAAGGUAGUCGUGGUCACUGGAGCUAACACAGGCAUCGGGAAGGAGACGGCAAAAGAUUUGGCUAAAAGAGGAGCCCGUGUGUAUUUAGCAUGCCGGGAUGUGCAAAAGGGGGAAUUGGUGGCCAGAGAGAUCCAGACCGUGACAGGGAACCAGCAGGUGUUGGUACGGAAGCUGGACUUAGCUGAUACCAAGUCUAUUCGAGCCUUUGCAAAGGGCUUCUUAGCAGAAGAAAAGCAUAUCCACAUUUUGAUCAACAAUGCAGGAGUGAUGAUGUGCCCCUACUCUAAGACAGCAGAUGGCUUUGAAAUGCAUAUGGGAGUCAACCAUUUAGGUCACUUCCUCCUAACCCAUCUACUAUUAGAAAAACUAAAGGAAUCAGCCCCAUCAAGGGUAGUGAAUGUGUCUUCCUUAGCGCAUCACCUGGGAAGGAUCCACUUCCAUAACCUGCAGGGCGAGAAGUUCUAUAGCGCAGGUCUGGCCUACUGUCACAGCAAGUUGGCCAACAUUCUCUUUACUCAGGAGCUGGCCCGGAGGCUAAAAGGCUCUGGUGUUACAGCAUAUUCUGUACAUCCUGGCACAGUCAAAUCUGAACUGAUUCGGCACUCUUCUUUCAUGAAAUGGAUGUGGCAGCUUUUCUCCUUCUUCAUCAAGACUCCUCAGCAGGGAGCCCAGACCAGUCUGUAUUGUGCCUUAACAGAAGGUCUUGAGGUUCUAAGUGGGAAACAUUUCAGUGACUGCCAUGUGGCAUGGGUCUCUGCCCAGGCUCGUAAUGAGACGGUAGCAAGGCGGCUGUGGGACGUCAGCUGUGACCUGCUGGGCCUCCCAGUGGACUGACAGGUGGUGGCAGGUGGACUCAGAGAAGACUGCAGACGGCACAGCGCUCCCUGCCAAAAUCAUUCACCUGCAAGGUGUCCAAAUCCUUCCAGCCUUUCCUAUCUGGAGUCCUGUUAAAACCCAGACUUCUACUAGAUUCAUCUCAGCGUCUUUUCAUUUGUCCAGGUUUACUUGACUCCUCUUACUGCCAGAAUUACUAGAGCUAUCACAGGAUCAAAAGGCCCUCAUAUGACUUGCACAGCUCAUGUUUCCCUUCUGAGACCUUCUACCUAGGAGAAUCUAAGCCACAGCAGAGCUCAUCUGAGAGAAUUUGGACUAGCUUUUACCUUCUUUGUUCACAAUGUACUUCCUCCCAACCAACUAAU